CUCCAGGGCAGACAGACUCUCUUCGCCGCCUCACCCUUCCUCAAUCUCCUCCCCCCAACCUCCCCUCACACUCGAUCACAAUGGCUUCCCGGCGCCUAGCUUUCUCUCUGAACCAGGCUCUCCGGAGUCGCGCUGCUAUCAAUGCCGUGAAGCCCGUCAGACGCGGUUUCGCCUCCCCGGUUACGCUCCCGAGCACCACCCAGUCGACGACCCUCACCAAUGGCCUCACGAUCGCUACUGAGUACUCGCCAUGGGCGCAGACCUCCACCGUCGGUGUGUGGAUCGAUGCCGGAAGCAGGGCUGAGACCGACAAGACCAACGGAACUGCGCACUUCCUCGAGCACCUUGCCUUCAAGGGCACGAACAAGCGCUCUCAGCACCAAUUGGAGCUGGAGAUCGAGAACAUGGGUGGCCACCUCAACGCCUACACCUCGCGCGAAAACACUGUCUACUACGCCAAGUCCUUCAACGCCGAUGUUCCAAAGGCCGUCGACAUCCUUGCCGAUAUCCUCCAGAACUCUAAGCUCGAGCCUGCCGCUAUCGAGAGGGAGAGAGAUGUGAUUCUGCGUGAGCAGGAGGAGGUUGACAAGCAGCUCGAGGAGGUUGUUUUCGACCACCUGCAUGCUACUGCUUUCCAGAACCAGCCUCUCGGCCGCACCAUCCUCGGACCCAAGGAGAACAUCCAGAGCAUCCAGCGUGAUGACCUGGUCAACUAUAUCAAGACCAACUACACCGCUGACCGCAUGGUUCUCGUUGGUGCCGGCGGUAUCCCCCACGACCAGCUCGUCCGUCUUGCUGAGGAGCACUUCGGCAACCUUCCCAGCCAGCCUCACUCCUCCGCUGCCUCUGCCAUCGCUGCUGAGCAGAAGCGCACUCCCGACUUCGUUGGCUCUGAAGUGAGAAUCCGUGAUGACACCAUUCCCACUGCUAACAUUGCCCUUGCCGUCGAGGGUGUUAGCUGGAAGGACGAUGACUACUUCACUGCUCUCGUCACUCAGGCCAUUGUCGGUAACUGGGACCGUGCCAUGGGCAACUCCCCUUACCUCGGCAGCAAGCUCAGCACCUUCGUCAACCACCACAACCUGGCCAACAGCUUCAUGAGCUUCUCCACCAGCUACAGCGACACUGGUCUCUGGGGUAUCUACCUUGUCACCGAGAACCUUACCAACAUCGAUGACCUCGUCCACUUCACUCUUCGUGAGUGGUCUCGUCUGUCUUUCAACGUCAGCGCCGCCGAGGUCGAGCGUGCCAAGGCUCAGCUGAAGGCUUCUAUCCUUCUGUCCCUCGACGGAACCACCGCCGUUGCUGAGGACAUUGGUCGCCAGAUCAUCACCACCGGUCGCCGACUGAGCCCCGAGGAUGUUGAGCGUGCCGUUGGACAGAUUACCGAGAAGGAUGUCAUGGACUUUGCUACGCGAAAGCUGUGGGAUCAGGAUGUCGCUGUCAGCGCUGUCGGAAGCAUCGAGGGUCUGCUCGACUACCAGAGAAUCCGCAACGACAUGAGCCGCAACCUUGCGUAAAGGAAUUGAGACCUUGGGUCUUUAUAUCGCCGUGUUUCCGUCCCAUCAUGCCAUCAUCUUUUCCUUUGUUUUUGCCAGGUGAUAGAUAGAUCAUGUGGUAGUAGCAGCGCGUCUUGUACAGUAUAC
Paecilomyces variotii is the source of this 1646-nucleotide messenger RNA. Its product is annotated as putative mitochondrial processing peptidase beta subunit. The record is from RefSeq and is a predicted model, not a curated record. Gene Ontology annotation, cellular component: mitochondrion. Bases 81 to 1520 code for a protein of 479 amino acids. Lineage: Eukaryota; Fungi; Ascomycota; Eurotiomycetes; Eurotiales; Thermoascaceae. The transcript has 5 exons. Gene Ontology annotation, molecular function: metalloendopeptidase activity; metal ion binding.